Messenger RNA from Ilex paraguariensis (yerba mate), 3162 nucleotides. Lineage: Eukaryota; Viridiplantae; Streptophyta; Magnoliopsida; Aquifoliales; Aquifoliaceae. The record is from the annotation of a GenBank genome assembly.
AAAUACUUCAAUUAUAUACGCACAAUAUUAUAAUUUAGUGUGCAGCUAGUACUAAUUUAUUUCGUCUACCCACCUUUAUUGACACCAAAGGAAGACUUUCUUUUCUCUUGUCGCUGUCACUACACCGGUCUCAAAGAAUUGUUUUUUCCUUUCAUUGUCGCUAUGCUGGUAUAUAUAGAAAUGACCUUUUAUGUCUAUGAAGUACUAAUUUUUCCUUGUAGAAAACAAUCGAACCUAGAUCAUGAAUCUUGUAGAAAAGAUCUUAAUUUUUUCUGUUUUAUUUCUUCUGAAACGCAGAUCUUGCACUUCCAUAGAUACCAUCAACUCAAUCCAGUCUUUCAAAGAUGGUGACAAUCUAGUCUCUAAAGGAGGAUCCUUCAAGCUCGGAUUCUUUAGUCCCGGCAGUUCUAGUAAUCGAUAUGUGGGUAUAUGGUACAACAAAGUUAAAGAACAAACAGUAGUUUGGGUUGCAAACAGAAACAAACCGAUCACUAGCCGCACUGGAGUUCUCUCCAUCAACAAAAUCGGAAAUCUAGUGUUAUACGAUGAAAAUCGUGACGUUCUGGUCUGGACAACCAAUGUUUUAGCCACGACUGGCACCACAAACGAGUCAUUUGCUCAGCUUUUGGAAACAGGUAACCUAGUGUUGUUUCAAGGUAACAAGCGAAGGGUUGUUGUAUGGCAAAGCUUUGAUUAUCCUACAAAUACUAUGCUUCCAUACAUGAAAUUUGGGGUGAAUCAUAGGACCGGUCUGAACCGGUUCUUGACAUCCUGGAAGUCACGUGAGGAUCCGGGAAUCGGGGAGUAUUCCUUGAAAAUGGACCCUAAUGGGGCGCCACAGUUGUUCUUGUUCAAUGGUUCAGUUAAGGUAUGGCGAACUGGACCAUGGAUUGGACAAGGUUGGAAUGGUGUCCCAGAGAUGAAAUAUGAGUUGAUCGUGAAUGCUAGUUAUGUUGACAAUUAUGACGAGACCUACAGGAUGGAUACUACAGUUAAUGCCUCAAUUUUAUCAAGAUACGUAAUGAACGAGUCUGGGGUGGUUGAAAAGCUUGGAUUGGUCGAGGAGGACCAAAAAUGGGUUGUGUACUGGCAUGCACCCAAGUCCAAGUGUGACAAUUAUGAUAAGUGCGGUGUGAAUAGUUACUGUGACCCAUAUUCGUUCGAAUGUACCUGCCUUCCAGGGUCUGAACCCAACUCUACGGGUGAUUGGUACUCGAGGGAUGGGUCUAAAGGGUGCACGAGGAAGCGAGGGGAACAAGUGUGUAGAAAUGAUGAUAGAUUCACAAUGGUUGAACGUGCAAAGGUCCCCGACACAUCAUUGGCACAAGUGAACAAAAGUAUGGGAACGGAAGCAUGCAUGGAGUUGUGCUUGAGGAAUUGCUCUUGCACAGGUUACGCAAGUGCCGAUGUUAAUGGUACAGGAAAGGGUUGCAUCACUUGGUAUGAGGACUUGAUAGAUACUACUACACUUUUGUAUGGGGGUCAGGAUUUGUAUAUACGGGUGAAUGCAGCUGGGUUAGCUCAAUUCUCAAAGAAGUCAAAGUGGUUUGAUCACAAAAGGUUGGCGACGAUUGUGGGAGUAUCCCUCGCUGCAAUGCUUCUCAUGCUAUCCUUGGUGUAUUGGUUGGCAACGAAGAAGAAGAAAGGUAUGGGAGAAAGAAACAAAUCACCAAAUAGUUUCGUUACUUCACCGUUCUAUGAAGGACCUUCUAGCAAAAAAGAGAUUGUUGAAAGUGGGCCAAAUUCAGAUAUUCAAUUCUUUGAUCUAAGCACUAUAGUUGCUGCCACAGACAACUUCUCUCUAGCUAACAGACUCGGAGAAGGUGGCUUUGGAGCGGUUUAUAAGGGUCGGCUACCUAAUGGACAGGAAGUAGCUGUCAAAAGACUAUCAAAGAAUUCAAGGCAAGGGAUAGAAGAGUUGAAGAACGAAGUAAAACUGAUUGCAAGGCUACAACAUAGGAAUCUAGUAAGGCUUUUGGGGUGUUGCAUUCAAGAAGAAGAAAAGAUGCUAAUCUAUGAAUACUUGCCAAACAAAGGCUUGGACUCUUUCAUCUUUGAUAAAGCAAAAAAGUCAAUGUUAGAUUGGAAAAAACGCUAUGAAAUUAUUUUGGGAAUUACUAGAGGGAUGUUAUAUCUUCACGAGGACUCAAGACUAAAGAUCAUCCAUAGAGAUCUAAAAGCCAGCAAUGUAUUGCUCGAUGCCACCAUGAAUCCAAAAAUAUCAGACUUUGGUAUGGCCAAAAUCUUUGAUGGGGACCAAAUUGAAGCAAACACGAAUCGAGUAGUUGGAACAUAUGGUUACAUGUCGCCAGAGUAUGCAAUGAAAGGACUAUUUUCUAUUAAGUCUGAUGUUUUUAGCUUUGGAGUUAUGUUGUUGGAGAUCAUCAGUGCCAGGAAGAACAAUAGUUACUCCCCUGAGGACUCUCUUAAUCUGAUUGAGCAUGUUUGGGACCUGUGGAAAGAAAGCAGAGCCUUGGAAAUAGUUGAUUUAUCAUUGGGCGAGUCAUAUCAACCUCAUGAAGUGUUGAGAUGUAUUCACAUUGGGCUUUUAUGCGUGCAAGAAUUUGCUGCUGAUCGGCCUAGCAUGUCAGAAAUAGCAUUCAUGCUUUCUCAUGAUACAACACUUCCUUCUCCAAACCAAUCUGCAUUUAUUUUCAGAAGAGAAAAUAAUGAUCCAGUUGCAUCACCGACUCGUGUGGGACCUAGUUCUAUAAAUGAUGUCACUCUAUCUGCGAUUGAAGCUCGUUAAAGGCUCGCUCCAUUGCAGACAAUAUAUUAUUUACUCACAAUUACAAGCAGUAUCAGUUGGCUGUCAUUAUAAGUUCAUUGAAUGAUUUUAUGUCUAUAGCUAAAAUUGCUAAGGUUUGUUGUAAGUUAUAAUUUUGUGCAUGUACUGCCAAAAUAUGUUUUGGUCUACUCCAUCUUUUCCCGAAUCAAGGAUUUGUAUGCUUUCAUAAACGAUAUUCUUUUCCUACAAUUCUAACCAGAAGAAAACAUAUGGUGUGAAACAGAGAGCCACUAAUGUACACCCUGGUGUUGCUCUCUCCAGAACAUAACUGCCUUGUUAUUUUUGGAUUUAGCUUCAAUGGAAGUUGUUCAUAUACAACAAUGUAUUCUCAAGUUGAAGAUAGAAUAGAGCAUUUAGACAGAAAUUGAAUAGAG